This is a messenger RNA of Gymnogyps californianus (California condor), 3114 nucleotides long. It is a transcript of the gene EDARADD, whose product is annotated as EDAR associated via death domain. The record is from RefSeq and is a predicted model, not a curated record. The transcript has 7 exons. NCBI's taxonomy places the organism in Eukaryota, Metazoa, Chordata, Aves, Accipitriformes, Cathartidae. Gene Ontology annotation, biological process: signal transduction. Gene Ontology annotation, molecular function: protein binding. Bases 29 to 745 code for a protein of 238 amino acids.
CGCCGCCGCCGUCGCUGUCGCCCGCCCCAUGGCCGCCCCGCAGGACCCGCUGCCCCCAGACCAUGCAGCAAAAGAGCCAGUGGAGGAUACAGAUCCAAGCACUCUUUCCUUAACAGUGACUGAAAAAUAUCCUGUCCAAGACACAGGAGUACCUAAAGUCUUUGUCUUAGAUGAGGAAUACCUAACAGAUCAAGUUACAUUGGAAAUUGCAUCUGUGAACAUCAAGACCCUUACGUCAGAUUCUGGCCUAAUCCAGCAGCCAGAAGACAAAGACACGCAAAACCAUAGUGACGAAUCACUUACAGAUCUCAAGAAAACAUGCAAGGAAAAUGGCACCUGCUCCUUGUGCUUAUUUCGUGCACCGACCAUCAGUGACAUGCUCAAUGAUGAGGACUUGUUGUACACAGUGAGGCUAAAGCUGGAUCCCUGCCACCCAACAGUGAAAAACUGGAGAAAUUUAGCAAGCAAGUGGGGGAUGACUUAUGAUGAAUUGUGUUUCCUUGAACAGAAGCCCCAAAGUCCCACCUUGGAGUUCUUGCUACGGAAUAGUGACAGAACUGUGGAGCAGCUGAUUGAUCUCUGCUUCCUACGCAGAAGAGGAAUGAAAAAGCCAGAGCACUGGUUUUACUGCAGCAGUUGUGAACCAUGUCUGUUGUGUGCUGUUGCUAUUGGGAAAGCCACAAUUAGAAGGCAAGUCUCUUGGCCUUUCUGGCAGCCCUUCCACGAUUUUAUAUGUUCUACCUAGGAGAUGAUGAGGUUUUGGUUGGGGUUUUUUUAUUAUUUUUUUUUAAGCUUUAUGACACUGUUUUUGGCACAGCAACACCUCAGUGUUCCAAGUAGCAGUUUGGAUUUGCAUGUUACAAUUAAUUCAAUGUUUCAACAUCACAUUCAGGCAAAUUAAGCUUUAAAUCUCCUUUAUAAACAAGAAUAGAUGUUAAACAAAAUAAUUAUUUGCAUACUUCUACAUCAUAGGGCAUAUAUUUGCUAUACAAGAAAUAAUGCAAUUCAGAGAGACUUUCCAGCCCAUAACCACUAGGGACCAAAAAUGCUUUAUACUUAAAAUUACUUUCCAAAGUUUUGAAGACAAUAUACACUCUGAGUGCACUUAUCUGUUUAUCUCAAAUGCCUCUUGCUUUGCAGUGUGAGGUGACAGCUAAUGCCUCACCCACAGUAUAUCCUUAGUAUUGACUAUAACUUCCCUUUUCACAGGCUGUGGUUUUCUUUACAGUCCUGUGGGUUGACCUACUUUCUGUCCCACACCAAAGUAGUUGCACACUUGCAUGAAACUACCACAAGUUUAUGUAUUGAUUAAAGCCACUCUAAUGGGAAACUAACAGGUGAAUUCAUCUACAGUCCAGGUGGAUGGUUAUUAAAGCACUUAGGGUGGUAUAAACUGCUGUUUCUCAAAGAAUUCUGAUACUCUGAAUUACACUGUUUACAUCUUAAGUAUUUUAGAAAUUGGUCUUUUUCCUACCAUUCUUCUGUGUUCUAAUGUUUUAAAAGAACUCCUGAAAAAUCAGUUAUACAAUACGAUGUAUAAAGUACUUACAGCUAUAAUGCCACACACAAAAAUGUUGUGACUUAAAAAUACUUAUAGUUGUUACUCUUACUAAAAGCAUCUCAGACAAUACUACUAUGUACAUAGGUGUAUAUUCCAAAGCACUGGUGAACAGUAUGUCAAGAUGUGGGGCAAAACUAGAAUGGGAAACAGGUUGAUGCACUGUUUACUUUUCUUGAGUAGAAAUAACUAAGAAUUAGUAGCAAAGCUGAGGGAAGUCUAAUGCUGUAUACUGAGUUUCUUACUGUAAGAGAAUGAAAAGGGACCUCUAGUAAUACUGUAUUAUAGAUACUGAGCGAUAUGGUUACAGAGGAGCUAGAAGUAAAGACUAACAUUUUCAAUGUCAGGUAGUAGUUCUGGGGUGACAUAAAUUAGCUUUAUUUUAGUGACUUCAAGAAGCUGAAGACUAGUUUCAAGGUGAAAAGAAUGACCUAAAUUUGAGGUUUGAGUUUUUUCUUUUUUUAAAAGCUUGUGGAAGACUGGAAUUUUUAAUAACUCUUUUUUUUUUUUUUUUAACCAUUCCUCAAAAAAGCUGCUGCUCUUUAGAACAGUAAGUAUUCUAGCCAUAUUUUAAAGAGGAAAUUUUACUGCUGUAUCUUGUUGGGGCUGCAGUUCAAAUGUUUCAUGUUCCUCUUCUAAGAACAGGGGUUUCGCGAUACAUGUCUGUCAACUCUAACUUUUGCAAAUGAUCUUCUGUCUUUAGUUAGGAGCUCUAGAAUCAGCUUUGAGGACUACUGCUGUGGGUGGGCUGCCUGCUAUUUUCAGUUCCUACAGAGGCAUCCAUUGUGUACGUGCAAAUAGCUCAUAAUGCAGCUUGUUCAACUUAUUCCCUAUACCUUGGGCCUACUAUACGCAUGAUUUAGGAUCAUGUGUCUGUGUGUUAAGUUGUUCUGAGUGAUGAGUGCUGGCAUGUAUGCCAACAGCUUUUCUCUCCCAUAACAUACCACAGCUAUAGGUGUGUGAUAUUAUAGUAUGCUGUGCUUUGGUAGAUCCAGUCCAGCAAGGACCUGGAGCCGUCACCUAAGACUCACAAUGGGAACAUGAAAUGAUGCAGCAGCAUUUCUGAAUCAAAAUGUUCAACUGAAAUCUACCCCUUUUCCUGUUUUCUGGCUAAAACUUGUAAAAUUUUGAAGAAACACUGUUGUCCUAUGGAAAUGAGUUCUGAUCUUUUGAAGCUCUUGAAAAGUCCAUGUCAGCUGCAAGGACUCAUGUCUGGUGGAAAUAAAGCUGCUUCUGAGAGUUCAUAUGUGGGUUCUGUAUAAAUUCAACACUGGAGGUUGAAAAUGUUAGCCUUAAACUUCGUCACACACUGGAUUACUUAUUAGUAUACUUGAAAUAUUUUUUUCCUCUUUGUAUGGCAUGAAUUGAGAUGUACACACUUUUUUUAGUUUUAUAUCUGUUUACAAGAUAUUGGGUCUGAGUGUUCAGUUUAUUCUUUUAUCUUCUGUUAUAAUGUAUACUAUUUUUAGAAGAAAUAUAGAUUGUCAAUGUUUGACUUUAUUGCAUUUGUUUUUAUUACAGCUAGGAAAACAGCUGUUUUCCUUCUCACCAGUCAC